Molecule: messenger RNA, 912 nt
Organism: Schistosoma turkestanicum
Lineage: Eukaryota; Metazoa; Platyhelminthes; Trematoda; Strigeidida; Schistosomatidae
Source: the annotation of a GenBank genome assembly
AUGAAAUUUCCGGAACUAGGCAAGUCCUCAAGACCACUAUUCUUAUCUACUCUAGUUUUGUUUGAUGUUGAGACUACAGGCUUACCAUCUGCAAACUUUAAUCCAGAAAUUACAGAGUUAUGUAUGUUGGCUUGCAGCCGAUUCAGUUUAGAGAAUGCCACUGAUGAGCCUAGAGUAGAAAACAAACUCACAUUAUGCUUCAAUCCUACCCGAACUAUUUCAUCCAUAGCAUCUAAAAUCUCCGGUUUAAAUUCCGACAAUUUGUUCCAUCAGAAGGAUUUCGAUGCCAGUGCAGUGGAUCUUAUUCAGUUGUUUAUCAAUCGAUUGGAUGCACCUGUAUGCUUUAUCGCACAUAAUGGACUGCGUUUUGACUUUCCAUUGUUGAGAGCUCAAAUAAUGAGUGUAAAGGGAAAGGAUUACAUUCUGAACGACUCUACGCAUGCACCAAUUAUAUGCACUGACACCCUACCUUUAUUUCGUGAGUUUGCCUCACAGUUGGCUGGAGCAAAUUCAGAUGAUUCCGGAUUUAUUUCAACUGAUGACCAGUCAUCUACCUCUGUUCCUUUAUCUCAUUCUAGUCCGAAAAAGUUACCUAGUACUACUACAAACAAACAUUCCUUUCACUUAGGUGAUAUACACGAACGUGUAUUUGGUUUAAAACAUAAACAUGCUCAUAGUGCAGAAGGUGAUUGUAAAGCAAUGCUUCGAUUAAUCCAGUAUUUAGGAUCACCUGCUAUCGAUUGGUUGCAAUCUCAUUAUAUGAAUUUUAAUUCAUUAACACCUAUGUAUAGCUUACAGUCAUCUGGUACUAGUCGGAUUUGUUCACUGUUCCCUUACCAAAGAACUAAUGUAUAUUCAAAUGUAUUCCUUAAUGAUACCGCUUCUCAGUUGGAUAACUUACAGUUGGAAUAA